AUGGGUCUUUUCGACUACUUCGCGCCUCAAGGGGCCAACGUCCCCCCAGCUGUUCCAUCGCACCCCUACUAUCCCCCAGGAGUGCCCAUGUCCAACUACCAAGCCAACGUGACGCCUUUGCCCGUGGUCCUCGCCUCGUUCGGCGGCCUCAUCGGCGUCACCGUCGUCAGCGCGCUGCUGGGCGCAAGGAAGAUGAACAAUUCCCUUGGUGCCACCGACCAACUGCUCUUCUGCUGGUUCAUCCUCUGCUUCUUUGUCCUGAACCAUGAGAGCCUCGCCGGAUCCCAGCACCUGCUGGCCCAGGCCUGGAAGGAAUACGCCCUGUCCGACUCGCGCUAUCUGACGUCGGACCCCUUCACCGUCUGCGUCGAGACCAUCACCGCUCUCGUAUGGGGACCCUGCUGCCUCGCCACGGCCGCCUGCAUCGUCCGCGGGCGCAAGAGCGCAGGCGGCCUCCGACAGGUGCUGCAGAUAGUCACGAGCCUCGCGCACCUCUACGGCGUGGCGCUCUACUACUCGACCUGCCACUUCGAGUACGUCCGCAAGGGCCUCUCGUACAGCCGGCCCGAGCCUCUGUACUACUGGGUCUACUAUGUCGGCUUCAACGCGCCGUGGGUGGUGGUCCCCGCAGGUCAGUUCGUUCACUUUUCACACUUCUCGAACCCUUCGGCUUCCUCAUUCUGA
Thyridium curvatum is the source of this 684-nucleotide messenger RNA. RefSeq lists its product as uncharacterized. Gene Ontology annotation, molecular function: cholestenol delta-isomerase activity; C-8 sterol isomerase activity; steroid Delta-isomerase activity. The transcript has 3 exons. Gene Ontology annotation, biological process: sterol biosynthetic process. Gene Ontology annotation, cellular component: endoplasmic reticulum; membrane. The record is from RefSeq and is a predicted model, not a curated record. Lineage: Eukaryota; Fungi; Ascomycota; Sordariomycetes; Thyridiales; Thyridiaceae. Bases 1 to 684 code for a protein of 227 amino acids.